AACGACUAAAUUCAUCUUUUUGAGUCAAUAAUGUGUCGUGCUGGGUUACCAAAGUUGUUAAUGAAAAUCUUUCCCUUUCACAGCAGGCCACUGAAGCAGUGAGGUCACCGCAAGACAAUGUGGCCGGCCCAGAUUUGGACUUAGCACACCCACCAUCACCCUAACCAACAACCAGCACACGCAAACUCGUUCCAGGAACCACUUCACCAUGUGUGCAGGUAACCAUGGCUACGUUCUGCCCAAGGCAGCACUCUCAACAGCUUGCUGGCUCCCACAAUCAGACCAGCUGACAGGCAGGAGUAGGAACAGAACUAUUGAACAGUGACAGGAGGGGUCUUUGACAGCAGUGGACAAGAUUUCUUGUUCAAGACGCUUUGGACCUUCUUCGCCGUUUGACAAUUAACAACACAUUGUUGAAGAUUAUGAGCAGAACAACCACUGGAAAACCGAAGGGUAUCUGUGGGUCAAUAUGGAUAUGAGCCUGCUAUGGGCGGGUGAGAAUCUCUACCGCUCCCAUGGUGAGGGUGGUGAUGACCGGGGUGGUGAGUCAGGAGGGCUGGGUGUCAACAAGACGUUUAGACACUCUCUGAGCCCACACAGAGACUCUAGCCCACUGUCCCUCGCAGACUUAGAUAUGUGGGACAGCAGGUCACACUUUAAAUCUCAGUCCACAGCAUGGAGUGCAGCAAGUUUUACAGGAGGAUUCUCGUCAAAAAUUAGCACCAGCACCAUUGGGAGUGGCAUAGAUAGUGUUUUCGGCAGGCAGAGUGACCCAGGCCUCUGUAAAAGGAGGCGGCAGUCUGGGCUCCAUACACCCGCAGGCGAUGCUUUCUGGUCCAUGUCACCUGUUUCCCCGGGGCCUGAGCUCCGGGCGGCCCUGGAGGAGAGUAGCUUCAGACGGGCAGAGCUGGUGCAGAGGCUGCGGGAGGCCCAUGGACGCCUGGAUAGCCAGACAGACCUGAUGAAAAUCCGAGAGCCCACGUUACAGCCGGGUAGAAGUACAGCACAGAUACUGGAGCUCAAACACAAGCAGCUGGCCGACGCCGUGAGCGUUCUUGAGCAGGAGAAGGAGUUGGCUGAGCUGGAUCGAUUCGAGGACACCCGGCGACGAGGAGAACUGCAAGACAAGGUCCUUCAGCUGGAGAUGGACAUGUUAAAGAUGAGAUCGUCUCGGGAGAGAGAGAGCGUUAUGAAACCUACCACGUCGAGAACCGACAACAACAACCCGUUAAGCAGGAUGUUACCUGAAGAAGACUUUUACAGAGAGGGUAAGCAGAAGGCUGAGAGGGAGCUGAGCAGAAUGAGAGAAGCCCUCAAAGAGGCUGAGGAGAAAGCUGAAGGCCUGGAGACAGAGAGAGACAGGACUCUCCAGCAACUACGCUCAUCUAAAGAGGUACAGCGGACAGUGUUGAGCCAGACAGAGGAGGUUAACCAGAAACUGGAUAACUCCACGCUGGCCAAAAAGGAACUUCAGGACCAGCUCAGUGAAGCUCGCAUUAAGCUGGACCAGGCUGCUCUGGAGAUGGACCUCCUGACCACCAAGGUGAGGAAGCUGGAGAACAGUGUGGAGGACCUGAAGGCCAAGUUGACUGGAGCCAUAUCAGACAAGGAUCAUCUGCUGCAGGAGAAGAUAGACCUAGACCAGCACACCCAGGGCCUGGAGCUGCAGUUGGAGAGGGCCCAGAGGGCCAGGGAGGGCUACACCAACCAGGUGUGGGAGCUCAGCAGCCAGCUGGCUGAGGCCAGGGACCAAGCCAAGCAACAGGGCCAGGAGGCCGUGAGGAUGAAGGAGGAACUCGUCGCUGUGAAAGAGAUUAAUGAGAAGAUGACCUCAGAGCUGGAGAUGACCAAAAACAGUCUGGAAUCUUCAUCGGCUCGGCUACAUGAGCUGGAUACGGAGAGAGUCAUCCACACAAAUCAGAUCACAGCUCUGGAGACCGAGCGCUUGCAGUUGAUUGGACAGAAUGAGGAGCUGCUCCGUGCUAUUGGACAGAAUGGAGGAGAGAAGGCGAAGGUGGCAGAGUUGAGGGAGAGGUGCGGUCAGCUCAGUGAAUCCAAGGACGCCCUGGAGUCAGAGAACCAGAGGCUACAUGAAUGCUGCCUAACCUUGGAGGCGGAGCUCCUGGAAAAAGAGGAGGAGCUGCAUCAGAAAGAGGAGGAGCAUCGUCAGCUUGAGGCCGAGUCAGCUCAGAGCAUUGAGCAGCUGAGGGCUGUGGCCUCUCAUUGGAGCGAGAAGUGGCAAGAUGUUGCCAUGGCCCUACAAACCACCCAGGCAGAACUCAAAGAGCUCAGAGAGACUAUCCCCCUAGAUACACUUCAGGAGGACGCGGCGCGGCUGAUGAUUGAGGUUCAGAGACUUCAGACGGAGGGGCAGAAAGACAAGGAAGAGAUCCAGACACUUCGGCAGCACAAAGCCAACACAGAGACUGAGCCAAACAGAGUCCAGAAAGAUGCUGGUUCUAUGUUGAAGGUGGAGCUGGAUGCUUGUAAACAACGGUUGGAGCUGGAGAGGUGCAGGAGUCAGACUCUGCACAACAAACUCAAAGGUGGGCAAGCUGUGCAAAUGUUCGAUAAAGGUACAGAGACACACUGUAUCCUAUCUAGCCAUGAGCAGACUGCCCAGGUCUCUGUGGCGGAGGUGGCUCAGGUGAGGACGGAGUUACAGGAGGUGUGCAACAUGCUGAGGCUCCGAGAUACUGAACUAGAGGAGCAUCAGCGGGAGUUGGAGUCGGCUAGGGGACAGGUGUCUCAGCAGAACAGUGAACUUCAGAGGCUGGAACUGGAAUUGACGAAGAGAGAGCGGGACCUCAGGGAGAAAGAGUAUGCUCUGAGUCGUCUGGAGAGACAAAGAGAGGCGGAACGGACUGAGGCACAAAUCAAGGUUUCAACACUGGAGUUGAAGCUGAUCAAGCAAAAGGAGCAGGCCGGAGAAGGUUCAUGCCAAGACGUCCCUCACACCAACUCACUGAGCACCAAGUUGGAAGACAGCAGAAGAGUCAGCCAGUUGCAGGUAGAAAGAGGAGAGGCAGUAGAGAAGCCACAGGCUCUCCAUCAGCUACGCCAGGGUAGAGAAGAGAAAGCAGCAGUUGGUAGCAAGAAAGAGAAAAUGGUCUCCAUGGAAACCAUAGUAGACCAGGAUGAACAGAGAAGACGGGUGACAGAGCAGCUGAAGAGCUUGUUUAAAGAGCGUGAACAGCAGGCUCAGGUCUAUGACGUAUCCACCCAAAAAGCGGGACCUGCGAACUUGGAAGGAGGUGAAGGUCGCUCACUUCAAGACAGGGCACCUAAGUCAAAAGUCAAGAACUCCCUGGACACACUCCUUAGUCAGAGGAGGCGAGAGAAGGAGCUGAGGGAGAAGGAGUGGCAGCGGGGAUCUGGACUGAGGCCUGUUUCUGAGGAACAAGAGGAGGAGGAGGUGCACCCAGAGCAACCAGAGAGGGAGCUGGAAGACAAGAAGCAGGUGACCAGACUAGAGGGGGAGCUCCACAGCAAGACCCACACAAUAUCAGCCAUCAGUCUGGGAACCAGCAAUCUGAAAGAGAGACAUGAGAACAUCCAUAAAGCCAAGCUAAGGUUCCAGCCACAGAUCCAGGCAUUGUGCAUCCCAGCGUCUAGCCACACAAAGAGGACCACGUCAGAUGACAGGCUGCCCCUACAACUGGACCGAACCACAGAGAGAGACAUACCACAGGUCUCAUCGUCACCCCCCUCCCACUGGGAAGAUGGAAUAUUCCUGGCUAAGCAGGUGCAGAUUGCCAGUCCUGAAUAUGAAGGGGAUGAGGAAGAGGGGGAAGAUGGAAGAUGUGGCUAAUUCACUCCCGAAGGCUCCUUGGCCAAAACCACAUUUAUUUCAGAUGUGUAGGGUCUGAUCGCUAUAAGCAGUCCAUCUGAAGGGUCUUCAACAUGUUGCUUCCACCUUCCACCUUACACCUGCAGUCCCUAGAGCUGCUGGACUCUAAAUUCCUGUUUUCCUCACUGCAGUCAGACAACAUUCAUAAUCUAAAGUUAAUAACAGUCCUCAACAGCAGUGAUUUAAUUUAAUAAAAUGGGAUGAUAUUUGGAUGAAACAAGAUUACAAUAGGAUGACCGAACUAUGACUGUUUCUAAAUGUUUGUCCAAGUUAGCUCAUGAUUAAUUCAGCUGAUUAGCUCCCCACUCACUCGUUUGUCUUUUCAGAUCUCCCAUAGUAUUUUUCUGAAAUAAAGGUUUGGGACCUUUAAGGAUUAUUAGCUGGUGUUAAUGUGAAAUUAACAAUCAAUCAUUAUGUUGUGCUUUUCCAGAUCAUGUUUUAGGAUUGUGUUGUAUUUUUUUAUUAAAACAGCUUAUCAAUGAUACUUCUCUAUGUGAUCCUACACAAGCUUGACAGCAAAUCAUUCAGAUGCCCAAGAAAAGGGCUGUGAAUUGGAAGCAAUGAGAAUGAUGAAUAACUAUGCCAUGAAAUCCAUAUAUCAGAAUAGAUGUUUUUUUUUCCCAUUUUGAUGCUCUCACUAUCAUUGAUAAAAAUCUCUAUUUUAUUGUUUUCAUUUACAUAAAUUGCCAAAAAUCUGUCACCCAGACUUUGAAGGAGACGUUCACCCAUUUUCCUUUUCUGUGCUGUCACUUAAUCCCCCAAGCCACUUGUGUUAUUAGUUAUUUUUAUUUUCUUUACAGACUCAACACUUAUAGUUGACUAAAAUAUAUUAAAAAAGCAGAAGCAUGUUGUGUUAUGCUGUCCCAACAAAAUAAAUAAAUAAAUGCAUAUUACAUCAGAUUCUUAUUCUGGAUUAAGUCUCUGCCCUCAAUGUUUUUUUAGAGUUUCAUAGAUCAUUAUUUGCAUAUGUUUGUUGUUGUAAACAUGGAUUUAAGGCACAGUUGUUUUUUUAUAUUUUUUGAUUUGAUUGCAAAGACAUAAUCCAGAGCUGAUCUUAUAAUAUAAUAUGAAAGUUUUAUAACACGAUUAGACCCAUUUCAUAAUGCAUUGUAGUUGGCCCCUGAGUUGACCUCUACUUAAACAAAAAACAUUAUAUUUUCACAUGAUCCUCCCCUUGUUCUAGGAAAAGUUGUGCACACCAUGCCUCUUCAUAAAUUGAACAUACAAAUAAGUAUUACCUAGACACAAUACCAAAUUAAACUGGCAAAAACAAGUUUUUAAAAUUUCUGAGAAUUUAUUCAAAAUAAAAAGUUGUGUGGAAGCACCUUUGUCAGGGGUACAUUGCUUUGAAUCUUCUUGGUAAGCCUUUUUAUUUUAGAACAAUGGUAUUCUAACCUUUUCCACUUUUGUGAAGCAUCCCGGCUAUUAUUGCAGGACGCAAAGUGUCUCCCAGUUCAGAUGUGGAAGACUGUAACUCCUGGUGGCCUUUUCAUAAAUAAACAUCUGA
Esox lucius (northern pike) is the source of this 5357-nucleotide messenger RNA. Its product is annotated as trichohyalin. The coding region runs from base 470 to 3811 and encodes 1113 amino acids. The record is from RefSeq and is a predicted model, not a curated record. Lineage: Eukaryota; Metazoa; Chordata; Actinopteri; Esociformes; Esocidae. The transcript has 27 exons.